UCCUCUGCUGCUGAUGCCGGUAACCUUUAAUAACGCAUGAGCUCCAGCAGCAGCCGCCAAGAGGAGUGAGAAGACGAGAGAGAGGCUGGUACCGCUGCUGACACGGGGACACGCUGCAGUCGAUUCUCCCCCCGAACAGCUUCCUAUAGAGGAGAGGCCGAGGCACAGCUCAGAGCGGACUCAGUCAGACACACACUGAGGCAGGUUUACACACGGAGGCUGCAGGAUCACUUCAUACCGGCGAACAGGGGCUGCUCCCUCCUCCACACACCUUCAUGCUGCGGGAUCAAUGCGCGCAGAGACACCGGUGCGUAAAGUUGGUGAUCUGAUCCGCCCCGUCUCCCGCUCCCACUGUCACCGGAGGACCGCUGUGUUGCUGAGGUCCCGGGUCCAGCGUGGAUUUUAGAGCCCGUCAUAGUGUCGUUGUUGGAUGGUAAGGUUUCCAGCGGAGCGCUGCUGGGAGACCUUGGAAGUCUCUCUGUGAACGAGCCACAUGCGUGUGGAUAUGGAUUUGCUUUUACUAUAGCCAAGAUUUGCCGCGGUUUUUUAAAAUAUUCGUUUUUCAUCUUUUGACUGUGUUUUUUGUGUUGGUAUCGGUAGAUUUUUUUUUGACUCUUCAACGACCGCAGAGGUUUCAGGUCUCAUCGUGUGGAAUUACAACCAUGAACUUUGUUGUCAGUUUGGUACAGAUCCUGUUGGCAGCGGUUCUUCACCUUCCCACUGUAAAGACUGCCAGCAUUAACAAGGGAGUGGAGAAGAGUAAAAAUGAAGUCGUCCUUAUCUCUGAAGUCAUCACCAAGAGCAUGUGUCAGCCCAGGGAGGUGCUGGUGGACAUCUUCCAGGAGUAUCCAGAGGACACGGAGCACCACUACGCGCCGUCCUGCGUGGUCCUCAAGCGCUGCGGAGGCUGCUGCAUGGACGAGGCGACGGAGUGCGUUCCCACAGAAACCCGCAACAUCACGUUGCAGGUGAUGCGGUUUAGACCGAUGGUGACGCAACAUACUAUUUAUUUAAGUUUCACAGAGCAUCAGAGCUGUGACUGCAGGAAGAAGCCAGAAGUUCAAGAACUGAACGAAUACCACUGUGCGCCUUGCUCAGAGAGAAGGAAACGCUUGUUUGUGCAGGACCCUCUCACCUGUAAAUGUUCCUGCAAAUUCACACAAUUAGACUGCAAGUCCAGGCAACUUGAGUUAAACGAAAGAACUUGCAGAUGUGACAAACCGCGGAGAUGAGACCAGCAACACUGUUAUGAAGGAAUUCUUUUUUUGGCACAGCACUUUGAAACCUGAGGAUGCAUUCCCUGCAAGGACAAGAGACGACAAAGCAAGACAGGACACUCUGGAUGCAGAUCUUGCCACUGUCAGUUUUCAGCCUGAUGAUAUUAAUAUAUAUGUACAUAUACUAUAAGUACAUCGACAAUGUGUAUUGCUGCUACGUAAAAAAGACACUAUUUAAAGCAAACGAAUACGCCGCUGGCGUGUGAAUGGGAAACCUCUCAGUGGUGUUCCGCUCGAGUGGAACUGAGAGAAGAAAUCUUUUAUUUUAUGUAACACUUCACUGGAUGCUGGUCUGCUGUGGAUAUGAACAUCUUAAAUAUUUCUGAGUAAGAAAAACUGGUGACCACGACUUCAUGGAGCAGUGCAGCAGGAGCCGAAUCCGCCUCUGAAGAGACUGAGGGGGGAGUGCCUGUUGUACUUGAACUGAAUGGCAGGUCCAACGACUGUUUCCUCUGUGACAUGAUGUGAAGUUGUGUCUCCACUGUAUGGACCCGCUUCAGCAGGUGUGAGGACACACCUGAAGUGACUGUGGUCUCGUGCUGUGGUGAUGGAUAAUGUGAAGAUGACUCUCUUCCCUCAGGGAGGGGUUACCUGAUGAAGGCUGGACUACAGAUCAGAUGAUGGUGAAGUAAAAAAGGUCUGAUUCAGUGUUUAAACUGGGUUAGAGUUUGGCCUAUCAGGGUCAAAGGUAACGAUGCCCCGCCUCUUCCUGUUCCAGCCUCCUUCAGGUGACCUCUCCCUGGUCGGGUCUCUCUUUGUGCACAGAGUUUAUUAUUUACACUUUGAGGUAUUGUGUUUCUUUCACAACAUGUAUUGAGACCAGGCUGUCUAAAGGGAUAUUACUGUAGUUUCUACGUAGAAGAAGAAACCAGACGAACUGAUCUCAGAGCAGAUCAGCACCUCACUGUAGAAAUCCACAACCUUCCAGUUUCCUUAUUUAUUGGCUUUGUAUGUGUUCCAAAGAAAUCGUCACGUCCACAACAGAGCAGUUCAUCAUAAACCAUCUGUGUAGAUAUCCCUCUGUCUAGUACACUACAUCUAAUUUAUAGAAUAUGUCCAGUAUUCUGUGUUAUAUAUUUAUAUGCAGUGUUAAUUUUUGUUUUCAGUCUGUCUGGAGACUGAAUGGAGAACACGUAUGACUGUGACUGAAAGACAAAGCUUUGACAUUCCUGAUUUAAACGAAAGCUGUGUUUCACACCAGCCGGAGGGGGAUCAUGGUGGGCCUGUUGACCGAUAGUAACCCCAGCCACCAACAUGUGGGAAUGGAGCGCCCAGCACAGGUGUUUCUCAUUCUGGACUGGGGUGGUGGACAUGUGGUUUUGCACUUGUGGACCCGAAGACACGUCAUACUGAGGACUGAAGGAGUCUCAUAGCCACUGAUCAGCUCGGACCUAAACCAAGUGAAGACUGUCCAAUCAGACUGAGGCCUCUGGUCUGAGGGCGGUGACGUGGCACAGUGUUUCACCAAGGCGCUAACAUCGUGUCACAGUGUUAAACUGUGGUUCAGGAGGAUACAGCACAAAUCAAAACCUGUAACUGUUACCACACGAGGAGAAGACCUGACAUAUUAGAAUGAUGAUGAUGAUGAACAGUGUUGAAGAAACAUCAGACGUUACAAUUAAAAUGCUGAUAUAUAAAUAAGGUCACUAAUA
Seriola aureovittata is the source of this 2929-nucleotide messenger RNA. It is a transcript of the gene vegfaa, whose product is annotated as vascular endothelial growth factor Aa. The coding region runs from base 663 to 1232 and encodes 189 amino acids. Gene Ontology annotation, cellular component: membrane. Gene Ontology annotation, molecular function: heparin binding; growth factor activity; vascular endothelial growth factor receptor 1 binding. Gene Ontology annotation, biological process: sprouting angiogenesis; vascular endothelial growth factor receptor signaling pathway; response to hypoxia. NCBI's taxonomy places the organism in Eukaryota, Metazoa, Chordata, Actinopteri, Carangiformes, Carangidae. The transcript is spliced from 8 exons. The record is from RefSeq and is a predicted model, not a curated record.